Ambispora gerdemannii is the source of this 948-nucleotide messenger RNA. Lineage: Eukaryota; Fungi; Glomeromycota; Glomeromycetes; Archaeosporales; Ambisporaceae. The record is from the annotation of a GenBank genome assembly.
AUGUCCCAACAAAAUUUUCGUUAUUAUAAUAGUUCUAAUGGUGAAUUUUCACCAACUAUUAUUGAAACAGACGAAACAGAUCAAUAUAAUGAUAGAAUAACACCUAUAUAUUCAUCACCAUCACCAAUAAUUCAUGACGCAUCUAAACCAGGAAGAAGUUGGGUAUGGGAUCACAUGAAGAAAGAUAAACUCAACAAAAAAAUCAAAUGUCUCGUUUGGAGUAAUAUCAAUGAUGUCCUCAAGCAAUAUACGCGUUUUUUUGAACUCAAAACCAGUACAACUAAUUUGGCUGCUCAUCUUCGAGCUGAACAUCGAUUUGACAAAAAUGGAUCUUUAUUACCAUUAAGUGGUGCAACAUCCUCAAUGCGAGUUCAGCUAGAUACCAUAUUAUCAAUACAAUCACAACCAGCUCAACUAGAUCCUUCACAACUAACUUUACAAGAAGUAAUUAAACAUAAAGUACCAUUAUCAAAUGAAAAACAAGAUCAGAUUACUUCUCGUACAUGGAUAGUUAAUGAUAUGCAAUCUUUUAAUGUCUUAAAAAGUGAACGAUUCCAAGACAUUCUAUAUGAAACUGAUUCACGAUUUCAUUAUCCCAGUGAAGAUAUAUUCAAACAGAAAUUACACCAAGCAGUAAACUAUUCAGAGAAUUGUUUAAAAGAUCUCGUUAAUAAUACUUUGGAAUCUUGUCUUUCCAUAGCCAUAUACAUUGAAGAUUGUCUGCACAAAGAACUAGCAAAAUGGGAAUUGAAUGACAAAUGUUUAGCAGGGGUAAUGGAUAAUGCUAGCUCAAUGAUGAAAGCAAUGAGAGAUUUUGAAAUCUUAUAUAUUCAAUGUACUGCUCAUACCAUUCAGCUUGAAGUUAUGGAUGACUUGAAGGAAGUAACUGAUUUAAUUAGCCACGCAAAAGCUCUGAAUGCAUUUCUUGCUGGAAGAGAUAAAUACUGA